Messenger RNA from Pezoporus flaviventris, 5849 nucleotides. It is a transcript of the gene MTUS2, whose product is annotated as microtubule associated scaffold protein 2. The record is from RefSeq and is a predicted model, not a curated record. Bases 1128 to 5312 code for a protein of 1394 amino acids. Gene Ontology annotation, cellular component: nucleus; cytoplasm. Lineage: Eukaryota; Metazoa; Chordata; Aves; Psittaciformes; Psittacidae. The transcript is spliced from 15 exons. Gene Ontology annotation, molecular function: microtubule binding.
UGUUCAUGGGGAAGGCUGAGAUGGCUGCCCAGAUACUUCAGGUCAGUGCUUUGGCAGUAUUUCCUGAGCCAUAAUUGCUGGAUUUCCCUGCUGGCAAGCAGUGUUUUCCUGGCAGGAUUCUGGGAAUAGCAUCAAAACCCACGACAAGCAGUGAGAGGGUUUUGUGCUCUGAGUCAGAAGUAGGCUGAGAAGAUGCAGUCAUCGAAGAACCUACCCGAGAUGAGGAAGGAGGUCUGUAUGAGAAGGAUAUUUCCAGCAUGAGGUUUUGAGCUUGGGGGCACCUUCUCUUGCCAGCAUGCUUGGUGAGUCUGCAGGUCAGUUGCUGGGUUUGGUGCAAUCACAGCAGAAGGGAGAUUACUGCCUUUCACCACCACCACCCUGAACUAGCUCAUCCUUCUAGCUAUUUCUGUCUGUGCAUAUCUAUAGCAUCAUUUCCCUUAUGCCUGUGUAUCUGCCAAGCAUUCAAAACAGGCACUGCUGUGGCAGCCUCCUAUCUUUCUCUCCAGCCUGGGGAAUAAAUGACUGGAUUGCUCUUUUUUAAUUGUUUCUUUGCAUCAAGAAUUUAUGGUGGGAAAGCUAAGCUGGAGAAAUGCUUUCAGGAGCAGGUGGCCAGUUCAGCAGAUCCCCACUUGUCCUUAGCCCCUAGGGAGGUCCUGCUGCUUGGCCCUUGCUGGGCUCACUUGCUGCCCUGUGCGUUGGUGCUCUCUUUGAAAGUGAUGGUUUCAUGGAGUGGGAUGUGGUCUCUCGUAAGCACAGCCGAAGUCUGGAUGCGAGAGACAAGACCUGGAUCUGACUUCCUUGCAAGGGGACCUACAACAGAAAGCUGAGUGCUUGGGUUGGCUGGAUUAACUGGCUCCCAUUCAGAGGGAACUUGACAGAUCUAUUUCGCUUUCGUUGAACUCUCUACUGCACAUCAUAGGUCCAGAGGCUGCAUCAAAGACAACUGAGCGGCACAAAAAUGUGACUCUGACAAGAGACUCCAAGCUUUCUGCCAAGGAGUUUUCUACUGAUCAGUUUAUAAUUUAAAUGUAUAACCAAAGCAUGCAUAACAGUUAACCUGAUAAGGAAAAAAAAAAGCUUACUUAUUGAUUAGGACUGCUAAAGUAGCAGUCACUUGAAGCUUCAAAAUGAGUGCUCCGUUAAUCCCAAACAAGUCAUGUUAUGCUCAGCUUCAGGACAACCGCAGUGAAAUGAAAAAUAAUAAUGAAAGCAUAGUGAGUGUGGGGGAUACCAAUGCCAAUCAAAUUGUGACAAAAGUUAGAACCCCUGAAGGAGCUGUCACAAAAUGCGAUUUGAUGGAUGAGAGUGGGAAUAUACAGUCUGGAGGAUCAGAGAAAGUUACUCAUCUGAAUACAGAGCAGAAUAAACUUCUGGCCUUCAAAGACUCUCAAACCUGUCACACCGCUGUACAGGAAAGUAAGCUGCCCUCCACCACAAGCAAGGAAAUGGGGAAAGACUUUAGGACCAGAGAAGCUAAGGACAUAGCAAGGCAUACUAGGAUUAGCCGAGGACAAAGUCUGUCCAAUUUAAAAAGUAACACAAAUGAUGCCAACCUAGAAGUUAUAUCCAAAGGUGAUGUUGACCUCACCCAGAACUUUUCUAAGGGUAAAAUGUCUAGGACUGUGGAGGUGGAGAGAAUAAAAAGGCUUUCUUUAGGAAGACCAAAUAAAUUCUCUCCUCAGUCUGAAGCAUUCGCAAAAGACUGUGUUGGCCGUGUGUCGAGUAAACGCCUGCUUUCUGCAUCACUGGACUCCAUCGACACGUCACACCAUUUGACAGGAAAUACAGAGAAAUCACAAAAAACAUCCACAGGUCAUUUUGUUGGGAUGGUGUUUCAUCCACUUGACAAUACCUCAGAGGAGAAUAUCGUAUUUUAUUCCAAACCAUCUACCUCAGGGAACAAGAAACUAAGUAAACCGGAAAAUGUACCAAAUGUUAACGUUGAAAGCACACUGCAUACUUCUCAUUCUCAACAUUCAGAUGUGAAGCCCAAUGAAAUUACUAGUAAAUCAGAAGCACAAUUAAGUCAGGGUGAUAAAAGUAAAAAGAUGGAGCUUAAGACUGCACCAUCUCUGCAAUAUAAAAAUACAUGUCAACAAAAGAUUGAGAGAAUUAUGCUGGUAGAGUUCCUGGGAUGUCAAAAAGGCGAAAAUACAUCAGUGGAGGAAGAGAAAUGCUCUGGGUCUUACGCUUCAAAAUUUCAAGCAUCCCAUUUUCAAGAGACCUGUAAUAAAGUAGAGGAUCCAUUAUCAAGUCCCGACGACAAAUUGUUUAGUGAUGUCAACAUUGGUGGGGAAGGGAGAGGAAGCAAUGAUGGUGACAACAGGGCAACUAGUCAGGAUGGUGAGGAAAAUCCUGACAAAGAAGUGGAAAAAAUAUUCUCACUCACCUGCAGUAGUAAAUCCAGUGGCAAAUUGACACCUAGAAAAAAUGAAAAUUUACAUGAAGCUGAUGCAGGUUGCACUGAAAGAGUUGGUGAACAGAUAUCUCUUACACAUAAUACUAAUCUACCUGACAGCAAAGCCUCGAAAGUUGAUGAGAACAAACUGUCACUAGUCAAAGAAAGCACUGAGGAUGCUGCUCUGCCUGCUUCUAAUCUCUCAUAUCAGCGCAGAGCACGUAGUGCAGAGACAGUGUCACACCAGCAACCUGACAACCAUGACAGUGACGUGGAAACAUUGAACUUUCCAGUUCCAAGUAAAAAGACAGCUAAUGCACAGAAACGUCCUCCAGAGGAAGCACCAGAGAGCUGUAAUGUUUCAGGAAAGGAUGAUGCCUUUUUAUGUGUCCCAACUCCUGUGCACCGAGUGGCAGCGCUGGAUGUUAAUAGUCAGCCCAUGCCAUCAAACAGUAAUUUGAAGGACCUUUAUGCACUUCAUGUUGACAAACUGUCACCCUCCUCAGUCCUACCUCCCAUUGACAGUACACAGUUGUUAAGCAUAUCCCCUAAAGUGCCUAUCAAGACUGCUUGCAGCAGCGCCAUCCCAAAACCUAUCCUGGUCCACUCCAAGGGCUCCCUUGCAGAUAAGACAGAUGCGGACAGUGACUGCAGUGAAAAGCUGGAAGAAAGCAUUGAGAUAAAACCUGCCAUACCCAGGCCCAAACCUGUGAGACCUAAAAUCAUCACAUACAUUAGGAGAAACCCUCGUUCAAUAGAGCAGCUUGACCCUUUGUUUGCACCAGCAGGACUGCCCUUUGGUAGCCCUGCGUGUGGCAUGCCCAUCUCUACAGAGCAGAAGGCAUCCAAUGGAGGGGAGACAAAGUCUGCCAGCAUCCUGUAUGAUAAAUUUAAACCUGACCUCCAGAAGCCAAGACUUUUCAGUUCUGGAUUGGUGGUGUCAGGAAUUAGGCCCCCAGGCCAUCACUUCAGUCCGAUGAGCGAGAAGUUUCUGCAGGAGGUUGGGGAAAGGCCUGCAAAAGAUGAAUUUUGCCCUCCACCAUAUACACACUAUGAGGUCCCACCAAGUUUUUAUCGAUCUGCCAUGAUACUCAAGCCACAGUUAGGACUGGGUGCAGUGUCCAGGUUACCAUCUGCAAAGAGCAGGAUUCUCAUUGCAAGUCAGAGAUCCUCAGGUAGCUGUCUCCAUCAGCAAGGAGAAAUAACGAGUGCUCCCAGCCUCUAUCAUCCUGAUGCUUCAGUUGAUCUUAAGAAAGGCUCAUGUCCAAGUGCUGCAAAAUCAAAUCUCCCCAAGCCCUGCCAGCCUGGACUUCGUCCUCCAGGUUAUUCACGGUUACCAGCAGCUAAAUUGGCCACAUUUGGUUUUGUCAGGAGCUCAAGCGUAUCCUCUGUCUCCAGCAACCAGUCAAAUGACAGUGCUCAGAGUGAUCAAAGCAGGACAACCAACCGUUCCAUCUUUGGAAAUGAAGAGCAAACCACUCCUAAGGCACCUGCACCUUCUAAAGAUGUUCCCAAGGGGAGCAGCAAGAGCACAGCACAGGUAUCGAGCAACACAGCCACUCCACGCAGGAGCUUACUUCCAGCACCAAAAACUGCCACAGCACCUGCUGGUCUGAAGAAAGAAGUACAAAAAGAUCAGGAUGCUAACAGACCAGCUGUUUCAUCCCCUAAGAAAUCAGCAGUAACAGCCACCAAGCUCCAUUCACCAGGACAUCCCAAGCAAAGGCCAACGACCCCAAAGAAUGGAUUCUCCGCCAAACCAGGAGAGAGUCGAGAUGCUGAAAAGCAGUUCAUUCAGAGGUUGAAGGAGAAGUGUGAUGAGCAGUCCCGACAGUUAAGCAUUAUCCGAGACGAACUUAGAAGAGCCAGCUGUGGCUUUGAUGUCUUUGCUAUAACAACACAGCACUUUUUCAGGCAGAAUGAAAAUGCCCUUGUGAAAAUAAAGGAGUUAGGAGUCGAGCUUGAAAAGAUCAGGGAUGAAGUUGCUCUCAACACAGCAAGAUGGAAGGAACUACAGAGCAAGAAGGAGGAGCUGGAGAGGCGCUUUGAGGAAGAGGUGAAGCAGCUUCACAAGCAGCAGCAGGAGGAGCUGCAGGUGCUAGAGCAGCGGCUGCAGGAGGAGUACAACACCAAGAGGGAGAGUCUGCAGGAGCAGCACAGGCUGCAGCUGGAGCAAGUCAAAUUGCAGCAUCAGGACCAGGUGGAAGAUAUCACAGCUGUACAUGAAGCUGCAAUGUUACAGCUGGAAAAUAACCACAUAGUUGCCAUCACAGUGCUGCAGGAUGAGAAUGACUGCAAAAUCCAAGAACUCAGUGUUGCUCACAAACUGGAAAAGGCACAACUGGAGGAGAACUUUGAAAAACUGCGGCUCUCACUCCAGGACCAGAUAGACACCCUCACCUUCCAGAACCAAUCUCUUAAGGCCAAAGCAGACCGAUUUGAAGAGGCUCUGAAGAAAAACACAGAGGAACAACUGAAGAUUGUACGAGCUCCAUAUCUGCAUUUAGAGAAAGAUCUGAAGAGCUUAAAACAUGUUCUGGAAAUGAAGAACCACCAGAUUCACCAACAGGAGAAGAUGAUUAUGGACCUAGAAAAACAGGCGGAAAAAAACCUAAAACUGGAAGAAAGAAUCACCAUGCUGCAACAGCAGAAUGAAGAACUCAGAGCCAGGAUUGAGCAAAAUACUGUCAUAACAAGGCAACUGUCAGAGGAGAAUGCUAAUCUUCAAGAGUACGUUGAGAAAGAAGUAGAGGAGAAGAAAAAGCUGAGCAGGACUAAUGAAGAGCUCCUCUGGAAGCUGCAGGAAGGAGAAGCUGUGAGCCCCGUGAAACUGCCCCCCUCAUCACCCACUUCUUUUUAUCGGUGCUCAUCAGGGAACUCCUCUCCAGCAAAAGUCAGAACCUUGCGGCGAUGACUGAGCCCUCAGCGCCGGAGGUUCCCUGCCUUUUAUGCAUUUCUGAUCUGCUAAAUGUUACCAUCCAAGGAACUAUCACCAUCAGCAGGCGCCCAGGGCUCAUGGCUGCAAGCACGCUUAGUAGCUGCAUAGCUUUACACUAGGCAGGGUACUCUUAUAGUCCCAAUAUAGGAGCUCUUGGUUCUGAUGUGUUGAUUAGGGUAGCAAGAAAAGAUAGCAAAAAGCUAGGACAGCAGAAAGUUAGGAUAGCAAAAUGUUUGAGUUGUUAAUGUUUUAACUGUGGUUAGAGCCAGGAGUUGGAAAAUACUUUAUUAAUGGUUCAUCAGAACGAACUUUUGCUGCAAUAUUUCAGGUUAGUUACAAAUACAAUUCCAGUUGUGAAUAUUUCUGUAUAUGUGUCUGUGUUUAUAUAUAUGUACGUACUGUACCUUUAUACCUAUAUAUAGACGCACACACAUAUAUAUGUAGUUGCAGAUGUUCUGAAUUGCAUUUUUUAUAUUAUUGGAUACUACUAAGUGCUGAUAUAUUUUCAUUAGU